AUGUGCAAGCGCCCCGCGUCGGGCCCGUCGCCGGCGAAGAAGGCGAAGAAGGCGAAGACCGCGUACGAGUUGUGGAAGAAGGAGCAGCCGGAGCACGCGGAGAGCGGUGGCGACGACGACGACACGCCCGAUCUGGGCACGAUGCCGGACGAGGAGCUGAGUCAUGUGAUCAAGCUGCUCGGCGGCGACCCCAAGGCAUGCGAGGGCCGGCGGGAGCUGGUCCAGGCGGCGGGCGGCCUCAUUUUUCAGAACGGCGCUAAGAAGUGGCGGCGCGCCCAGAUCGAGGUGCGGCUGCGCAAUAAGUGGAAGCGCCUCGACGACGCGCAGAAGGCUCCGUACGAAAAGCGCGCGGCGGCGGCGCGCGAGGCGGCUGAGGGCGGCGGCGGCGGGGUGGGUGCAAGAGUGGCCACCGGCGCCGGUGCGGAGGUGGGAGGCUCGGCGCAUCCGGAGGCGCCGCCAGAGGGCGGGUCGGGCGGCCACAAGCGUCCGGCGGAGAGCGCUGCGGCGGCGGUGCCGGCGAAGCAGCGGCUCAAGAUCAUGGCUGCGACGGCGGGCGGCGGCGGCAACGGCGGCGGCGGCGAGGAGCGCAGCGAGGAGCGCGGGAAAGGCGCGCCCGCCAAGGGCGGCGGAGGCAAGAGCAAGGGCUACAAGGCCGUGACGGAGGAGCCGUGCGAGGAGUUCGGCGCCGGCUGGAUCAAGCAGUCCAAGGAGAGGAUCAUGCCGGAGGGCAAGGCGCGCGGCAGCGCCUCGCCCCUCCUCCCUAUCUUUGGGUUGGACCGACUGCUCCCGCCGGGGCGGAACUCCUCGCUGGGUCUUCUUCUUGGCGACGUUCGCCGCUACGGCGCGCCUGGCCUUGAGUGGAUGAGUGCCUGCGCGGCGCACUGCGCGUCGUGGAUGAUGUCGUCGCUGGUCGUCGCAAAGGCGCGGCACGAUGGGCAGAGCUUGUUCCCGAGGACCUUGACACCCGACAUCGAGGCGAGGAGGUCCGCCGACAUCGCCGCUCGCGUAGACGUUGGGCAGGACCGGGAGGCGGACGCCGUCAAGGCCGCCGCCGCGCGCCGCACCCUCGCCCGCUCCGCGUCGCCCGUGCCGCGCGAGCUGGCGAGCCUCGGCGGCGCCGCCGCCGAGGCGAAGGAGGCGGCGGGCCCAAAGGAGGCGCCCGCGCCGCCCGACUCGGACGUGAGCGACGACAGCGACAGCGACGACGACGACGACGAGCCGGCGAGCGCGGCCGCGGCCGAGGCGCGGCGAGCGGCCCUCGCCCGCCGGGCGGCGCGCGAGGAGAAGCGCAAGCGGCACCGCGCCAAGGAGGCGGCCGAGGCGGCGCUGCUGCAGGCGCUGCGUGCGCGCGACGCCGAGGCGCUGGCGGCGGCGGUCAGCGAGGCGGAGGCGAGCGGCCACGCCGGAGAGACGGCGGACGGGCGGCCAUGGGCGAGCGAGGCGCUCAAGGCGGCGCGCAAGGUGGAGGUGGAGCUCUCGGUCGCGGAGGUGACGCGCGGCAUCGCGGCCAAGCGCAUGGCCCAGGCGCCGGUGCGCGAGGAGCCGCUCGGCCGCGACAGGUCGGGGCGCACCUACUACUUCUUCGUCUCGGACCCGCACCGCCUCUGGGUCCACGUGCCGCGAGAAGAGUCGCCGCAGGGGUGGACGUGGGCCUUUUACGACACCGCCGCGCACGUCGAGGCGGUGCUGGACUCGCUCGAUGGCCGCGGCGCCGUGUGCGGCGGCGGCGAGGGCAGUGGCGGUGGGGACGGCGGCGGCGGCGAGGGCGCUGGCAGCGGCGAGGGCGGCGAGGGCGAGGGCGCUGUAGCGACGGACAAGGGCGCACUCUUCCACGUCGUGCACGACGACGGCGACGCGGAGGACCUCGAGCUCGGCGAGGCGGAGGCUGCGCUCGAGGCGUUUGCGCAGAAGGAGCGGGACGAGCUGCUGCACCCUCCCGUGCUCGCGCAGCCGCAUUACGAAAACAGGCUGGAGCGCAAGGCGCUGCGGAUCAAGCCGUCGGCGCUCGGGCUGGCGGGCGCGCGCGACGAGCUGCUCGAUUUCGAGGAGUGGCUCGCGCCGCUGCUCGGCAGGCUCGGCACCGGCUGGGUGGCGGCGGGCCGCAAAGACGAGGGCGCGCAGGAGGUGUGGCAGCUCUCGUGCCGCGCAGCCACCACGGUCAACGAGCUCGCCGAGCUGCUCGGCACGCUCGAGGAGGCGGUGCACGCGCUGCAGACGGCGGCGGCCCCGAACGAGCGAAAGCCGUGGCGCAAGGAGGGCCACGAGUACGUCGGGCAGCAGGCGCGCCGCUUCUUUGCCGGGUUUGGCGCCUCGGACGGGCGCAUCUCUGGCUGGCUUCCGGCCGAGGGGAGCGACCCGCCUCUGUGGCACAUGGUCCACGGGGACGACAACGACGAGGAGGACCUCGACGAGACGGAGGUGCGCUUCGCCAUCGCAAACUACGCCGAGGAGCGCAACGAGCCGACGCCGGAGGAGGCCGAGUACAACCUGGCCUGGCGCACGGCCGCCGAGGCAGAGGCGGCGGCCGCGGCCAAGGCGGCCUCCGAGGGCGGCGGCGGCGCGGCCGGCGUGGGCGGCGGCAGCUUUGCCGUGGGCAGCCGCUCGCGGUCCGCGCACCGGCUCUGGCAGUCGGUCGAGAGCCGCGAGCGGUGGCGCGCGGCGCUGCGGCAGCCUCACAGCCCCGCGGUGGUCGCGCUCGCCAUCAAGGCGCUGCGGGACCACUGCGAGCACUUUGGCGCGCUCGGCUACCACCCGCCGCGAGGCAAGGAGGGCGCGGCGGCGGAGCGCGACCUCGCCUACUCGGCGUGGGUGCACGCCGGCGCCUUCAAGUCGGACAAGCAGAAGAAGAAGAAGCACUGA
Molecule: messenger RNA, 2859 nt
Organism: Emiliania huxleyi CCMP1516
Lineage: Eukaryota; Haptophyta; Isochrysidales; Noelaerhabdaceae
Exons: 8
Coding region: 1-2859 (952 amino acids)
Source: RefSeq, a predicted model, not a curated record